CUUAUACUCAUAAUAUUCGUGAGAAUAAGGUAGCCGUCGUAAUUAUCGUAAUAAGUAAUCUGGCUUUAGUUUUCCCUCCUCUUCUUGGCUCGAUUAUCUAUCUUCUACAUAAUCUGCCUUCAGCAAGUUCGGCCUCCGAUCCCUCAACUAGAACCUCCAUAUAUACCCCAUAAUGGCUCGCACUGAGCUCGAGUAUCCCAAGCAGCCUUAUGGCACCGUCAACCGCUAUAGCCCACGCGCUUCGUACGCCCUGCGCACCAUACACGGUAUAAUCAACUCCUGCCCCAUCUUACAUGUCUCCUUCAACCCCCCAGACAGCUCUUUCCCGACGAUCCUUCCCAUGAUCGGCCAAAUGGGCUCCUUCGAUCGUCCUUCCGCCGACGAAGGCCAGGUCCUCGACCUCUACCUCCACGGCUACGUCUCGUCCCGCAUCAUCAACACCACCCGCAAAACCACCGGUGCCGCCGACGAACCUGAUGGCCUCCCUGUCUGCGUCGCCGCCAGCCACCUCGAUGGCCUCGUCCUCGCCCUGACCCCUAACUCCCACAGCUACAACUACCGUUCUGCUGUCCUUUUCGGCCACGCAACCCUCGUCGAGGACACCGCCGAAAAGCUCUACGCUAUGGAGCUCAUGACCGACGCCGUGGUCCCUGGCCGCUGGUCCAACUCUCGCGUGCCGCCCAACGCCGCCGAGAUGUCUUCCACCGGCGUCCUCCGCGUGCGCAUCACCACUGGUAGCGCCAAGAUCCGUGCCGGGCCCCCCAGCGACGAUAGACACGAUCUCGAGAACCCAGACGUCGUUGGCCGUGUUUGGACCGGCGUGGUCCCCGUCCAUACUACCUUUGGCAGCCCCAUUCCAGGACCGUACAAUGCCGUCACGGACGUCCCUCCGUACUUGCAGGACACCAUCGACGAGUGGAAUCAAUCAGGAGCUGAAUCGGCUAUGGAAGCUGCGAACCCACGAAAGGCAGCCCCGAAAUCCUGAGAAGAGGGCGAAUAAAGUUGGCACACACAUCUUCGCGGCGCGGCGUGUUCUCUUCAGAUAUUUGCAGUAUAUAUGUCCCGAUAAACAGUUUUUAUGUUUCAAUCGCGCCUUCUCUGUAAUGACUCGAAAAGCCCUUGCCUAGAGAGCUUUCGACAGAGAAAAAAAAGACAAGGAAAAGAAAAGGAGAGGAAAGAGAGAAAACAGUUUCUCACCACAGCUCCCAGAUCUUUCCGGGUAUAACAAUACGCAUCACAUCCCAAUGUCCCAGGGCACUCGUCUGGUGCCAUUUGGCCAGCUUCUGCGUCUCAUUCUUCCUCAUGAUACCACCAUCCUCACUCGACUUGAAGCUGGAUUCGCGCACUUCGUGUCUGGGCAUGAG
This is a messenger RNA of Sodiomyces alkalinus F11, 1364 nucleotides long. RefSeq lists its product as hypothetical. The transcript has 2 exons. The coding region runs from base 173 to 985 and encodes 270 amino acids. The record is from RefSeq and is a predicted model, not a curated record. Lineage: Eukaryota; Fungi; Ascomycota; Sordariomycetes; Glomerellales; Plectosphaerellaceae.